AUGCAGCUCGUCGCGAACCAGGCGCGCCUCGCUGCGAGCACGCGGCGAUCUGUGGUGGCGCGCGCCACUGAGGAGCCCGGCGUGGAUGUGGACAAGAUCGUGAAGGACCUGAGCGAUAAGUGGGAGAAGGUGGACAACAAGACGGGCGUGGUGCUGUACGGAGCCGGCGCCGUCGUGCUGCUGUGGCUGUCGAGCACCAUCGUGGGCGCGAUUGACGCCGUGCCGCUGAUCCCGAAGCUGUUUGAGCUCGUUGGUCUGGGCUACACUGCGUGGUUUGUGUACCGCUACCUGCUCUUCCAGAACAGCCGCGAGGAGCUCGUCAAGGAUGUGGAUGAGCUGAAGAAGAAGAUCACCGGUGGGGACGUCUAA
Messenger RNA from Monoraphidium neglectum, 369 nucleotides. RefSeq lists its product as uncharacterized. Lineage: Eukaryota; Viridiplantae; Chlorophyta; Chlorophyceae; Sphaeropleales; Selenastraceae. The record is from RefSeq and is a predicted model, not a curated record. The transcript is spliced from 5 exons. Gene Ontology annotation, cellular component: thylakoid. The coding region runs from base 1 to 369 and encodes 122 amino acids.